Molecule: messenger RNA, 2384 nt
Organism: Labeo rohita (rohu)
Lineage: Eukaryota; Metazoa; Chordata; Actinopteri; Cypriniformes; Cyprinidae
Gene: anxa11a
Product: annexin A11a
Biological process (GO): cytokinetic process; phagocytosis
Cellular component (GO): cytoplasm
Molecular function (GO): calcium-dependent phospholipid binding; calcium ion binding
Source: RefSeq, a predicted model, not a curated record
GGAAAAAAUGAGUCCCACCCACCUCAUUAAAUAUUACGCUGCGCGUCUCUCACGCUCUAGGACAGAGGUACUGUGUACCUAGGAAGUGACGGCCCGCUGCUUAAACUGCAAGACAAUGAGUUAUCCAGGCUAUCCUCCUCAGUCUGGCUAUCCUCCUCAGGCCGGUGGAUACCCACCCCAACCGGGGGCGUACCCUCCUGCUGCAGGAGGUUACCCCCCUCAGCCUGGGAUGUACCCCCCGCAGGCGGGUGGAUACCCUCCCCAACCCGGAGCAUACCCGCCCCAGCCAGGUGCCUAUCCUGGUCAGCCAGGGCCGUAUCCAUCUGUACCCUCAGGAGGUUGGGUGCCCCCCGGUGCUCCCGGCGCUCCCGGUGCUCCUAUUGGCCUGGAUAAUUUGCCGAAUCCUGGCUUCAACGCUUCAAAUCUCCCAGCAAUGGCCAAUCAGUUUGCUGCCAAUAGUGGAUUUACCCCAAAUCCUUCCAUGUUCCCUCAAAUCCCUGGUGGCUAUCCUGGCCCCCAACCUGGGGGCCCACCAGCCCCGUCCCCUAACCAGCCCUAUGGCAUGUACCCUCAGCCAGGAGGAGGUAUGCCCCAAGGACCGGCAAUGGGAUACCCUGGGGGGCCACCCCAGGGUCAGCAGAUGCCAGGUUUCCCAAAUGCACCAGCACCGAAUCCAUCCAUGCCUGGCUAUCCCAACGCACCCUCACCCAACCCGUCCGUGCCCGCGUACGGAGGUGGUUACGGAGGAGGAGCACCUGCCGUUCCAGCUAUCAGUCGUGGAUUUAGAGGGACAAUCCAAGACUUUCCGGGAGCUGAUCCUCUAAAAGAUGCGGAAGUCCUCAGGAAGGCCAUGAAGGGCUUUGGCACUGAUGAACAAGCCAUCAUUAAUUUGCUCGGAAGUCGCUCCAACAAGCAGCGUGUACCGCUCCUAGUGUCAUACAAGACGGCCUAUGGAAAGGAUUUGAUUAAGGAUCUGAAGUCUGAGCUUUCAGGGAACUUUGAGAAACUGGUGUUGGCCAUGUUGAAGACUCCAGCUCAGUAUGAUGCAUAUGAGCUCAAAGAGGCCAUCAAGGGAGCAGGGACAGAUGAGGCCUGUCUGAUUGAAAUCUUGGCCUCUCGCUCUAAUGCAGAGAUUCGAGAAAUCAAUCAAGUCUUCAAAGCUGAAAAUAAGAAAUCACUGGAGGAGUCCAUCAGCGGAGACACGUCUGGACAUUUCCGCAGACUUCUGGUCUCUCUCGCUCAGGGUAAUCGUGAUGAGAGGGAGAAUGUGGACAUAUCAUUAGCCAAACAGGAUGCUCAGGCUCUCUAUCAAGCAGGGGAAAAUAAACUUGGUACAGACGAAUCGAAAUUCAAUGCCAUCCUGUGUGCUCGGAGCAAAGCUCACCUCAGAGCAGUGUUUAAUGAGUACCAGCACAUGUGUGGCAGAGACAUUGAGAAGAGUAUCGAGAGGGAGAUGUCUGGAGAUCUGGAGAGCGGCAUGCUGGCUGUCGUGAAAUGCAUCAAGAACACACCGGCCUACUUCGCUGAGAGACUCUACAAGGCCAUGAAGGGAGCAGGAACCAAGGAUCGCACUUUGGUUCGCAUCAUGGUGACCCGCUCUGAAGUGGACAUGCUGGACAUUCGUCAGGAAUACAUGAAGAAUUAUGGGAAAUCUCUAUACACAGCCAUAUCUGGAGACACUUCAGGGGAUUAUAAGAAACUACUGCUGAAGCUCUGCGGUGGAAGCGAUUAGAGGAUACAGAUGCUUUCACACACACUCAGAGGACAUGAAGCCACACACAUCUUACGCCUUGCUUUCAUUUGCACUCUAUACUUGUAUGGUAUACAGUACUUUCUGCAAAAGCACCUGUGUGCAUAUACGCUGCACAUUACAUUUCAUGCUCUCCUGACUAAAAUUUUAUUUUGGGAGUAGCAAACUAUAUCUUUCUGUGCCUUCUACGCUCAAAAAAGUGACUUAGCGAAUUAUUGUUUAUCGGAAAGAGUGCAUAUAUAUAUUUAAUGUAUGCGUUUCCUUCAAGUAUGCUUUGUUUGCAAGAUGCAAGAAAAUUAAGUAUUGUGCACAACUCUGAAUGCCAAAAAUGCUUUUACACAUUAAUGUAUGUUAAGUAAUAUACAUAUACUGGGGAAAAUGUGCCAUAAAUAUUAGUUUCAACAUUUUAUAGUAAAGAAAUGUAUAUUUCCUGCAUCUUACGCAUUAUACGCUGUUUAUUUUUAACUAUACACACUUCUUUUGUUGUAACCUCUGCAUUGAGGAAAAAAAAGUGGUAAUGAUGGUGCUGUCUUUGUGUUUCUUAUUUGUUUACUCUGUACAGAGACAAACGCUCAUAUGAAAUGCUAAGUAAAUCCUGCCUGAAAGAGAUAAUAACUCAACUGUUCAACUCGAA